Paraphaeosphaeria sporulosa is the source of this 978-nucleotide messenger RNA. RefSeq lists its product as uncharacterized. The record is from RefSeq and is a predicted model, not a curated record. The coding region runs from base 1 to 978 and encodes 325 amino acids. Lineage: Eukaryota; Fungi; Ascomycota; Dothideomycetes; Pleosporales; Didymosphaeriaceae. Gene Ontology annotation, molecular function: tocopherol cyclase activity. The transcript has 2 exons.
AUGGAUCAAUUUGCUCCCCACCCAACAUCUUGCUUCGAAGGCUGGUACUCCAAGUUCGACCUACCAUCAGGCUCGUACAUCACACUCGUCAUAUGCACCGUCCCAAAAGCCACCACGCUCCCUCCCCACAUGGUCUCGUUUACCUAUUAUCCCGCGUCCGGCACGCCCAUAUUCCAGCGGGAGCACUGGGUCUCGCACAUCGAGUGCGUUACCACCGGCCCAAACAACGCGUUCGAGCUCAGAACAGAUUUCGGCAGCAUGCGCGUCGCCGCCAACGGAGACACAACCUACUCUCUCUCAGCCCCAGAAUGGAGUCUGAAUGCCACCGCAACAUCCCGGACACCCUGGUUCCCCUCGCAGAACACCUCGACGCCCGAGGGCUGGCUCGUCCACCUCCCGCUCCCGCUCCACUGGCACGUCCACAGUCUCUCCUCACGUGCAGAGUACCACCUCAAGAUUCCAUCGGAGAACCUUCCCCUGGCGCACACCUGGGUGCAGGCCCGCGAACCCGACACCGCCCGCGGCAUCUGCCUCGCAGGCGGCAAGAUCCUCGGCAUGCACGCGUUCCUCCUGGGAUACCGUUCGCCAAAGCUGAAUCUUGACUUUGCUCCUCCGUUUGCGCUCGCGGUUCCGAUACCCAUCCCUUUGCUCUCGUGGCUGAUAUCCCCGUUCAUGACGCAUGUUAUUGACUAUGCUUCGCGCAGCAUCUCUCUGACGGUUCGCAACCUUUUCUACAAGAUCGAGGUUAGUGCAAGGGCACCGAAAGAGGUUGGCUGGUUUGGGCUAGGCAGCCCGUUUCCUGAAGGCCAUCGGAAGAACUUUUGCUCUGAGAGCUUCCUGGCGACGGUGGACGUGGUGGUGUCGGAGAGGAGCAUGUGGGGAUGGACAUGGAGAGAGGUUGAGAGGGCAAUUUUUGAAGGCGCUAGUCUAGAAUUUGCGGGUGAGUAUUUUCCAGGGACGGGGGAGAAGGGGAAGUAA